GUAGAUAUGUUUGACGACUUCUCGGAAGGCAGAGAGUGUGUCAACUGCGGGGCCAUGUCCACCCCGCUGUGGCGGCGGGAUGGGACGGGACACUACCUGUGCAACGCCUGCGGCCUCUACCACAAGAUGAAUGGCAUCAACCGGCCCCUCAUCAAGCCCCAGCGCCGCCUGUCCGCCUCCCGCCGAGUGGGCCUCUCCUGCGCCAACUGCCAGACUACCACCACCACUCUGUGGCGCCGCAACGCCGAGGGCGAGCCCGUGUGCAAUGCCUGCGGCCUCUACAUGAAGCUCCACGGCGUCCCCAGGCCUCUGGCGAUGCGGAAAGAGGGGAUUCAAACCAGAAAACGGAAGCCCAAGAACCUUAACAAAUCGAAGACACCAGCAGGUCCCUCGGGCAGUGAGAGCCUCCCUCCCACCACCAGCGCUUCCAGCAGCAGCGCGGAAGAGAUGCGUCCCAUCAAGACAGAGCCUGGGCUGUCAUCCCACUAUGGGCACGGCAGCUCCCUGUCGCAGACGUUCUCGGUCAGCGCGAUGUCUGGCCACGGGUCCUCCAUCCACCCAGUCCUCUCGGCCCUGAAGCUCUCUCCGCAAGGUUAUGCGUCUUCUGUCAGCCAGUCACCGCAGGCCAGCUCCAAGCAGGACCCUUGGAACAGCCUGGCCUUGGCUGACAGUCACGGGGACAUAAUCACUGCAUAAUGUCACCUCCUUCCCUCCUUGGAUUCCUGCAUGGACUUGGGACUCGGAGGACAGCAGAGAUGAGGCUCUGGGCUCCCAGGGGCCGGCCUGCUCUGUCUGGGAAUGACUCCAGACAACAACUGGGAAGAAACUUGAAGUCAAUGAUUUGGUUAGGGGAGCGGGCGCUGGAUUUUAUUGGAUAGCUUUUCAAGGUGGAGGACUGGAGAGAGCGCAGACUCUGAUCUGGAAGACCCCCCCCCCUUCACUAGGAGCACACUUUAAGCCCCUUCCACGGAGUUGCAGACUCUUUCGCAUUUUCUGCCUCACCACCCCUGACAAGAGACGAGAUGUCCUUCUCCCUUGUCUUUCCACCGCUGUGGCCCGAAAUGGUGGUUUUUCCACGGUGUUCCCGGCACGGGGGAUCCGAGGGCAGGGUGCCGGGGCCCCUGCUCCAGCCUGAAUCAUGGUAUCUGAUGGACAUGUGUUUGGACGGACGCCUUGGCCCCUCGGCGGGUCCUGCCCUCGCCCAACACUCCCCUUCCGGCUCGGCACACCUGCAUCCCUCAUGCUGAAUCUUGACUCCAGAAUCACGGGGUAGGGCCAGUGUUACCGGAUCUCCGUGGGCAGAUGGAGGAGGGGCCGCUUCUCCCACCGCAGAGUGGCUUCGGCAAACUCGCAAUCUGGCAACUUCGCCUCCCCGCAAGUUCCUUCCGCGGCUAAAAUCGCUCCUUCUCUUCAUCCCCGAGGCCUCUGAAAAUAAGCGCCCCUCCACUGCUCUCGGUGAUUCCGCUCUGCCCGCAGCUUGAACACGUCCCCAAAUCCUUCUUCCACCCCAUCACGCUCAGGGGGGUCCUGAGUAAGAACAAAAACGGUUCUGGUGCUGAAGCAAGUCUGACUAGCAUUCAUCCAAGACUUGAGAUCCUUCUGGAGAGGAUGUCUAGUGGACACCAUCGCCGGGCCUGGGGCCGCGCUGCGCGGGGCGGGGUUGUCAGCCUGGAGUUUGCGCAUGCGCCUUGGUUCCGCGGAGACGAGUCUGUUGCCGGGACUGCCGGCCGAGGGCAUCCGAGGGGCGCAGCUCCUGCACCCACGUCCUUUCUCCAGCAGCAGUCUUUUGUCCAGGAGGCCAAAUGCUAGGGAUUUCUCAACAUAAUUUCAAACCAACACUACACAACUCAUGGAAGAAAGACGACGAGUGAUGAGAGAAGACAUCGGGCGGGCGGCCGGUGGGGGGGGGGCCCCCUCCUGCCCCCCCUCCCACUCUCGCGGGCUGGGAAUCGGCCUUCUCUCCAUGUUGCUGUCUCUGCCCGUGGCCCUGGGCUCUCGAAGACGCUUCCUUCCGUGUCCUGGCUGCCAACAGAAUGUAGCUGACUGGCCUUCCUCUGUACUACUCCAAACACCUAGCCCCCAGCCCAAAUCCUCCUGGCCGUAGCAGAGAGUAUUUUUAAACCCAGGUUCUGUUUUAAUCAUUUACAUCGCUUUCUUCUAAGAAAGCCGCCUUCAUAUACCUUCCUUAAUCCACAA
Messenger RNA from Physeter macrocephalus (sperm whale), 2196 nucleotides. RefSeq names its product transcription factor GATA-4. The coding region runs from base 7 to 696 and encodes 229 amino acids. The transcript is spliced from 5 exons. The record is from RefSeq and is a predicted model, not a curated record. NCBI's taxonomy places the organism in Eukaryota, Metazoa, Chordata, Mammalia, Artiodactyla, Physeteridae. Gene Ontology annotation, molecular function: DNA-binding transcription factor activity, RNA polymerase II-specific; zinc ion binding; RNA polymerase II cis-regulatory region sequence-specific DNA binding. Gene Ontology annotation, biological process: positive regulation of transcription by RNA polymerase II; cell fate commitment; negative regulation of transcription by RNA polymerase II.